This is a messenger RNA of Cladocopium goreaui, 2536 nucleotides long. The record is from the annotation of a GenBank genome assembly. Lineage: Eukaryota; Dinophyceae; Suessiales; Symbiodiniaceae.
AGACACGCCCUGGCGGCCUUUGAUGAAAUGAAGGAAGUGGGUCUUCAGCCCAGCGUCUACAGCAGCAGUGCCCUGGUACAAGCACUGGGACGUGCGCGGCAGUGGCAGCGAGCCCUGCAGAUCUUCGAGGACAGCUUGGAGCAAGUCGACGCGGAUUGCGCGCUCUACAGUAGUGCCAUGAAAGCCUGCGACAUGGACUAUGACAGGGUCUUGACGCUCAUGGAUGACAUGGUCGCAUCGGGUAUCAAACCUGAUUUGCAAAGCUAUGGCAUUGCGAUAGGAUCCUGUUGUUCUUCGCAGCAAUGGCAAGAGGCUCUGGAUCUACUUCUCCGCGCGGAAGAGGAAGACCUCGAACCCAACGCCAAGACAGUCUCCUUGGUGAUGAAGACCAUGACGGGACAAGAGCAGUGGGAGCGCUCUCUGCAGCUUUGGCACCGCUUCGGCGAGGCCGAGUUGAAGGUGGACGCCAUGGCCUUCACCACCGCUAUUCAAGCCUGUGCUCACGCGAAGCUUUGGCGCCAUGCCUUGGGCUUGCUGGAAGACAUGCAUCGGGAGGACUUGAACCCUGGUGCCAUUCCAACCAGUGUUGCCAUCAGCGCCUGCAACGGCGUGAGCGAAUGGGAGGUGGCGGUGGAAUUGUUUCGGAGUGCCAGGGAGUCCCGAGAAGCUAUGGAUUCCAUCAUUUACAACGCUGCCAUGCAGUCUUGUGGAGAAGGUGGUCUAUGGAAGGAAGCGAUACGGCUCUUUCAGCACUUGGAGGCAGACUUGACCAUGGCUCCCACGGCCCAGAGCUAUGGAGCCCUGAUGACUGCCAUGCACAAGAGCGGCAAAUGGCAAAAGGGGUUCGUGGCGUUCACGGCCAUGAAGGAAGCGAUGGCAAGAUCUCUGAAGGUCGAUGUCCUGGGCUUCAGUGCUGCCGUCAACGUGGCGGAGGCGGCGAAGAAGUGGCCCUUGGCGGUGCAUUUGCUGAUGCAGGAGAUGCCAGAACACAAGAUUGCGCCAGACACGCUCUCUUUCAACUCCGCCAUCAGUGCUGCAGAACGGUCAAGGAAGUGGCGUGUUGCCAUCGCUUUACUACAAGAGAUGAAGGACUUGGACGUGGCGCGCGACGUCGAGAGCUAUGCCGGGGCGAUUCUGGCCUGCGUGGCCGGAAAGCAAUGGUCCCGAGGGCUCAAUCUCUUAGACCUAAUGGCCUCAGAUGACCUGGGAGCUGAUGCGCAGAGCUACGGUGUGUUGCUGUCCGAGUGCGAACAGCGCUCCACGGGCAGCGAGUUGGCGGAGUCGGCCCUCUUGACGGCCUUAGCCGAGCGAGGCGCAGGCGUGUCAAGUUCCAGCAGACAACCUCGAUACGCCGCUCCGAGCAGCGAUGAGGCUGCAUCCGGCACAAAGGCACCGCCUUCGACGGCGCCGACAGCGCCGCGGCGCCGCGAGGCGGAGGAUUUCAAGCCAAUGCCGUGCACAUCGGCCAUGAAUGUGCGCAGAGUGAAGGGUCGGGCUGUGCCUGGACACACCCCUGGGCGCCUGGCACCCUUGGUGGACGCGCCCUUGCCCACGAUGCCUGCGCCCGGCCCGCUACGGGCGCCCAAGAUCUUCGUGCGCGCGGGGCAGCCCUACGCCAAGGAGCUUCGCUUGCUGCAGCACGUCAUGCAGAAAGCUCCGCAGGGGGAUCCGGCGGCCAUUUGUGAGGCCAUCGAAAAUUUCGGUGACGAAAUCUUGGUCCGCGGCAAAGCACGUUUGUGGCUCAAGAUUGCCGGUGGCAUCAAAACGGAUGUGCUCACAGCGGCCAUCAAAGGCGGCCCCUUGACCAGUGGCGACCUGCAAUGCAGCGUCCUGGAGAUCGGAGCUUACUGCGGAUAUUCGUCCACUCGCAUGGCAUUGGCACUUCCGGGUGUUCACAUCGCUUCCAUGGAAGUGGAUCCAGUGCACAUGAUCAUUGCCCGCAACGUGGUGUUGCAUGGCGGUUUGGCCGGCACCAUCGACGUGUGGACGGGCCACAGCAAGGACCUCCUACCACGGAUUCUGAAGCGCUAUGGCGGGGAAUUGAAAUUUGGUGCCGUGUUUAUGGAUCAGAAAGGCUCGCGCUACCAGGAGGACAUGCUGAAGAUGGAGUCUGAAAACCUGCUGCACCCGGGUGCCGUGGUGGUGGCGGACAAUGUCUUGAAACCUGGGGCUCCUCUCUUCCUGUACCAGAUUAUGAAUGGUGGACGCUACAACGCCCAAAUUGUUUCGCUCGAUGAGUUUGCCAUGCCAUCGGAGGAUUGGAUGUCCAUCAAUGUGAAGAAAUUGAAUGCGCCGCAGAAUGACACAGAGCCGCCGGAAGACUUGCAUCAACUGUCCAAAGAGACGGACCGCAUGCGAGAGCGCGCGGUAGGCCCAGGGCGCAGUGUCACGUAUGAGGAGUGGGCGGAGUUUGCCCAGGAUGUUAAGACGCGUUUGGCGCGGACCAACGUGACGCUGACCGUGGAUUUGCGCCCGGAAAGUAGCCGGGAUCGAGACGAUCUCUUCAGCGCAAAGUCCAAGUGACCAUCGGUUAAAA